This is a messenger RNA of Salpingoeca rosetta, 2656 nucleotides long. RefSeq lists its product as uncharacterized. Gene Ontology annotation, molecular function: transcription coactivator activity. The record is from RefSeq and is a predicted model, not a curated record. The coding region runs from base 83 to 2656 and encodes 857 amino acids. Gene Ontology annotation, biological process: regulation of transcription by RNA polymerase II. Gene Ontology annotation, cellular component: mediator complex. The transcript is spliced from 7 exons. Lineage: Eukaryota; Choanoflagellata; Craspedida; Salpingoecidae.
AUUCGGUGCACCGAUUGUCGCCUCAACGCGCGUUCGUUGCGAACACAAGCUGAAGCCACAUCCACGAACGACGAUAGCGGUUAUGACGCGCCGACGCGUGCGCAGCGGCACGAGCAACAGCAGCAGCAGCAGCAGCAAUCGGAGGCGAGGGAGGAGCGGAAGCCGCAGCACCAGCAAUGCUGUCGGUGUUGCUGCUGGUGCUAUCAGCAGCAACGGCGGCGGCGGUGGCGGCGACACAAAGAGUAAACGGGCGUCGAGGUCUGCCAGUCGAAACAGAGGCGCAGCCACCACUGCUGACACAUCACAACACACAGCAACACCAGCAACAAGCACACGCGCAACAACGGCAAGCACAGCACACGCAGAGGCGCGAGGCCGAAUUGGGAGCAGAAGUGCUGCAAGUCGUGUGGGCAGAUCGGCGGCAGCAACAACAACAACAACAACAACAACAACAGCAACACCGCCACGCCGCGGGCUGUCCUUCUUCACCCGCCGCGCCCUGCGCAAGAAACGGAAAGCAAUUAUGCAGGCCGGGAUCAACGCGCACGCGAGCGCCGACGAAAGCGAAAACCGCUUCCACACAGAAGCAUCGUCAGGCACCAGCAAGCAGACUGACCAGCUGCCAACAUUUCUUGAUAUGCAGCUUCCCCAACAGGGGCAGCAACACCACCACCAACAACAACAACAACAACACACAGAGAACCACCACCAACAGCAACAACAACAACAACAACAACAACAACAACAACAACAACAACAACAACAACAACAACAACAACAACAACAACAACAACAGCAGCAGCAGCAGCAGCAGCAACAGCAACAGCAACAGCAACAGCAACACUCAGAUCAGCAGCAACAACAGCAGUCGCUGCCCACACUUUCACACGAGGCAUUCUCCAAUGCACUCACAGACACAGACACGGCCGAGUUUGAGAUGGCAACUGCGCCGUCGCAGCCACGCCCGCAGUCUCCAAAGCGGCCCACACUCAAGAUCCGCUCCCGCUCCAACUCCCCCAGCCCGCGCGCCGUCCCAUAUGCAGACGUGCACGCGCACAGGAGACGUGCCCACUCGUCCUCGCUCGCCAACAGCACAUCUGCUGGCAGCGCACGCAAGCCGCCGAACAAGGAGUUCCGCCAGCGAUGCUACACGACGCCAGACAACGCCAACCUGCCUGACUAUGCAGCCAAACCAGUGCUCCGCUCGCCUUACGAUGACAACGAGUUGAUGCCACCGCCGCCGCCGCCGCAGCCACAGAAUGUGCGCUAUGUUGUCAACACGAAGAUUGAGGAUGAUCUCGCAAAACUCUUCAACGUCGCCCUUGGCGGCCUGGCCGCACCCACAUCCCAACCGCCACUGCGCAACCGCGAUCUCCCCGAUUCCUUUUGGAACCCGGCCAGCAAAUCGAUGGUGGCCACGCUCGGCGAGCAGCUGAUGCAGCCCAACAGCAGCAGCAGCAGUAGCAGCGCUGCGCCCGCAACAUCAAACCUGGGACGCACCGUGUACACCCCCGAGAAGGGUGUGGUGGUGACAUCGCAGUCUGUGUCGGCGUCACCGCAGCAGUACUCGCGCAGCAACACCAUCUCCACGGCCUCCCCCGCUGGCGCGCGCUAUGUCAGCAGCAGCAGCAGCAGCAGCAACAGCAUGCAGGGGGUGCGGCAGUUUCCUCACCGCCAUAACAGCGCCAGCCACCACCAUAGCCAUCAGCAUCAGCAGCACCGCGCGUCGUCAUCGAGUGUGCAUGCCACGCCGGUGCGUUCCGCGACACAGCCUGCGAGCUCCCUGGCCAACUUCCGGAGCGGCAGCUUUGGUGGCCCCAGCUCAUCGUCCGUCAAGCAGUCGCUGUUCCAGCCCAUGUCCACCUCCGCCAGCACAUCCGUUGCCACCAGCACAUACAACACGGCCACGACGGUGUCCAGUGCACAGGCCACGCGCGCCUUCACCUCCACCAUCCCGGCGUCUUCGUCGUCCACGUCGUUCCAGCCGGCCGACGACCACACUGUCAGCAGCACCGUCACAUGCACGUCAACCGCCCUCCCCACGGCAGGGCACGGCCAGAACCAGCGCACGCACGCGCUCAACGCAAGCCCAGAGAGCAUGCAGAAGCACGAACUCAACACGGCGUUUGUUCGCCCGUUUGACAAGAGCGCGCACCACACAGCGGACGCCCCACGCGAGGCAGACAUCACACCCCCGGAUAUGCAGCUUCUGCAUGACACGAGCGACCCUUUCGCUCUCACUGCCGGCCGCUCCAACACGCACUCGCCCUUCACUCUCCCAGACUUUACCGGCAUGAACGGCUCCCCCAACAACUCAGACGAGCUCCCUGCCUUGCCUGAUUUCACGGGCUCCUUCGAGGGCACGGACGACGGCAUGGAUCUGUUUGGCAACGUGGGCGACCUCAUUGACGCAGAGCUCACGCUCCUCGGAAUGCCGGACGCGAACCCGGGCCUGUUUGAGGACUUUGCUCGCCCGUUUGCACAGCACAGCGACAGCCAGCAACAAUCACACCAGCAGCACCAACAACAGCAGCAACAGUCGCAACAGCAAUCACAACAACAGCAGCAGCAGCAGCAGCCGCGUCGUGCGUCGUCAACGCAGCACAUGCAUCAUUAUCAGCGCCACUUCAACGUGCAGCACACAACAACCCUGUAG